AUGGACGGUUACACAAAGUUGGGGAAAAUUGGCCCUUUGGGAUUGAGGUCAGACGAGACCGCAGCGAGCAGACCGGCAGAGUUCUCGGUGCGCUCUCUGUGGAAAGACACUUCGCGCGAAGGCUUCAUGGCCAUGAUCCUGGAUGUCUCAGCCCAGAUGCCUGCAACCGUGGGGAUCCGAGGUGAUCCUGAGCAAUCUUUCUAUCUUCUGGCCAAGUAUAGCUCCCAGAGGCUGGGUCGGAAUGUUUGCUUUAGUGCGAAUCCGAGGAUCUACACGGCAGGGACGAGAUUGGGCUUGGGCGCCAUGUACCAGAUCAGUUCCUUGCAGGCUGCGUUCCCUCAGUAUGGCUUGGCUUGGGUCAUCGGACUGACAUACGUCCUGCGACUCAGAGGUACUCAGCUGGUCUCCGAGGGAGAGUAUACGCAGUUCCGCGGCUUGUUUCGACUGGCGACGGUCUACUCGUUGCUGCUCGUCGUCGCCGUCGCGGCAUCUGUCAUCCCCUACAGUGAUGCACUGUCCUUUCUCCAAGCAGAGCAAGCCUGUGAGUACGCUUCGGAUCUUUCUUGCCUUCCUCACUACAGCAGCAUAUUUGGUGGCGGCCACAUGAAAGGCGACACCCUCCAGCAGGCCUUUCUGUACUUUUUCACGCCUGUCUUGAUUGCGCGGUGCUUUUACCAGGUUUUCAAAGCCGGGAUGUACGUGUGCUUGGACUGGAGCUUCAUGGCCAAAGUGGGCCUGAUCUCCUUGUCAUGCAUCUUCGUGCCGGCGAUCCUUGUUGCUGUUUGGGGUCUAGGCACAGCCUCAGCGAUCUUCGUCGCGAUGUAUUUGCCCUGGCUUUUCAUGACCGGCGCCUUCAUGCUGCGGACGCGGCAUAACAUCAAGAAGAUGCUGGCAGGGAAGUCGGGCCCGUGGCUGAAGACACCAGCCGAGUACAAAGACUCAGCAAACGCGAUCGACGCGGAGGCAGAGACGCCUGCCCCACCGGGUGCCUACGACUUCGACCUCUUCGUCCUGGGCGGCGGAAGUGGCGGCUGCGCCGCUGCUUUGGAAGCAGCCAGGAAGACGUGUGAUUAA
Molecule: messenger RNA, 1074 nt
Organism: Symbiodinium necroappetens
Lineage: Eukaryota; Dinophyceae; Suessiales; Symbiodiniaceae
Source: the annotation of a GenBank genome assembly